AAGACUUUAGAAAGAGAGAGGGGGGAAAUAUUAAAAAUACCAACAACAACAAGUGAAGGAGAGAAGCUGAGCAUAGACAGGAAGUGAAUGUUAGGGAGUCACAGGAAGAUAGGAAAAGAGAGAGAGGCUGAGAUUUAAGCUCAGGUGGAGGUCUGCCACUUUUGAACUGCUGCAGGAGGCACGCUGAGGCUGGGAGUUAAGACUCUGACAGAGACCAAGAGGACAGCCAUGUUUUCAGCCAGACCAGAGAUCCAGCCGUAAAAGACAAGAGGCGGUCGCCCCCCUCUAACAGAUCCCCCUCCGCCCAACAACGCAACCCUCACCACAGCGGCUCCACAGACGAACAGGAGAGCCCUGAGAGAGUGGUGCAGAAGGAGAAGCUUCAUGCAGAGCUGAAGCAGGUGUUGAGUCUGAAGAGAAGUCACCUGAGAGAGUCGACCUGCCAACUGGCCCAACCAGAGAUGUACUCGGAGCCCACAGACGAACAGACAUGUCUGGAGGAAGCCUCUCCGUCCGUGGAAAUCGUGGUGGAGACGGAGGCGGAGGCUGGAGCCAGUGGCUACAGUGUGACUGGUGGAGGACAGAGAGGGAUCUUUGUUAAAGACGUCCUCAGAGACUCACCAGCCGCAAAACAUCUCAGUCUACAGGAAGGUGACCAGCUGCUGAGUGCCAAGGUCUACUUCGACAACGUGAAGUAUGAAGACGCUCUGAAGAUCCUUCAGUGUGCGGAGCCAUAUAAAGUCAGCUUCCAGCUGAAGAGGACCGUCCCUGGAGCAGAGAUCUGCGUGCGGCCUCGGGUUCCCAGUGUAGAGGUCAAAGGUCCCAAAGCCAAGAUGGCCAAAAUGAGUGUGAAGGGCAGCAAGCAGUUCAAGGUCAAAAAGAAGAGAGGUGGACGUUUUGGUCUGAAGAGGCUGAAAGAGAAGCGCAAGGAGGAACUGGUGAUCGAGGGAACGCCCCCCAGACUGGAGAUGAGUGACGUGGAUGUGGAGUUUUCUCUCCCCAAAUUCAAACAGAGGAGGAGCGCAAAGGCAGAAGCAGAAGGAGCCGGAGCAGCAGCAGCCGAGGGAAAGGCUAAGAGGAGGAUCAGGUUUCCCCACAUGAAAACAAAGGGUUACACUGGAGAAGACACAGGGGGAAAAGUGGAAACAGGACGGCUCGAGGGACAGGUGAAUAUCUCUCCACCGGAGAUAUCUGGAGCUAAAGUGAAAACCAAAGUAAAAGGAAACAAGUUUGGAAUCACCUUUCCUAAGACCAAACAUACAAAGUCGGGCUCAGCAUUGGAAACUGGAUCUGUGGAGCUGAAGCCCCCUGGGGUAAACAUCCAGCGACCAUCAGUGGAGUUCAGUUUGUCUGGUAAUAAAAACAUGGACGUGGAGAAGGGAGGGGUUAAGCUUAAUGCGCCUGAUGUGGAGUUUGCACUUCCUUCAGGAAAAGCUGAGGCAUCCAUGCCCGCUGUGAAGGGAAAGGCAGAAAUCAAAGCUCCUAAAAUCGACAUCAGAGGAGGAGUUGAUGCAGAGGCUGCUACGAGAAAAGUUGAUGUAGAUGUAGGCAAAGGAGAUGCAAAGCUAAGAAUGCCAAAGUUGAAACUGCCAAAGGUUAGACUCUCACGUCAUUCGGAUGAGAUAGAUGGUGACAUCAAGGUGAAAGCCAAAGGAAUGAAAGUGCCUCUCACAGACGUAAAACUUCCAAAAGUAGAAAUCAAAGGAGGUGGUGAGAUCAGUCUCCCGGAAGCAAAUAUCACCAAACCAAAGAUGGAAGUUGAUCUCUCAGGAAACGCUGCAUCUAUUCAAAUGCCUUCUGUUGAUAUUUCUUUACCAAAAGGAAAAGGAAAGUCUGACAUGGACGUCUCACUCCCAGAGUACGAUGGAUCUGGGAAGACAGCACUCAAAAUGCCUGCCAUUGACAUCUCUGUGCCAGAUGUUGAUUUGGAAUUAGACACCAGACGCAGAAUUCCUGAUGAGGUGGAGGGCACUUUUAAAGGGCCCAAAAUCUCCAUGCCAAAGGUGGAUAUCUCUUUACCAAAGAUGGGAUCAUCCAAUGUGGACAUUGAAGGUCCAGACGGUGGAGGGAAAUUCAGUCUACCUUCUUUUGACAUCUCUCUCCCAAAUGUGAAAGCAAAGGGUGAAGAUGUGGAUAUGGAUAUGGACUAUUAUGUUGGUGGAGAUGGGAAGUUCAAAAUGCCUGAGUUUGACAUAUCUCUCCCAAAAAUUAAGUCACCAGAAGGAGAAGUAAAUAUGAAAGGAGAAGGCUUCAAGUUACCUAAAGUAGACCUGACGCUUCCCAAAGGCAAAUCCGCAACGACUGAUAUUGAAAGAGGAGGUACAUUUCAGUUACCAUUGUUUGACAUCUCCCUCCCUAAAAUGAAGACCGGUGAGGUGGAGGUCGACAUUGGAGGCCCUGAAGUGAAAGGUGGUACAUUUGAAAUGCCCACACUUGACAUUUCUCUGCCCAAAGUCAAAGGAGACAUUGAAGUAGAAGGGUAUACUGUGAAGGGAGGAAAAUUCAAAAUGCCUACCUUUGAUGUUUCUCUACCAAAGCUCAAACAGCCAGAGGGUCACAUGAACAUAGAGACACCCAAGUUUGAGGGUGGUGGUAAAAUCCAAACGUCCUCUGUUGAUAUAUCGAUGCCAAAAGGAAAGAUGGAGGGGGACAUUGAAAUAGAGGGUCCAUCUGCAAAAGGAGGGAAGUUCAAAAUGCCCUCACUUGACUUCGGUCUCCCUAAAAUGGGGACAUCAGGGGUUGAGGUGGACUUACAAGGACCUGAGAUUAAAGGACGGAAACUUGAGAUGCCAUCCGUAGACAUUUCUCUACCAAAAGGUCAAUCCAAGGGAGAGGUUGACAUAGAGGGUAAAGGAGGCAAGUUUAAAAUGCCUUCAUAUAAUAUAACUCUGCCAAAAAUGAAGUCUCGUAAAGGAGAGGUUGUUUUGGAGGGACCUGAAAUCAAAGGUGGAAAGAUCAAGAUGCCUACUGUCGAUAUUUCUGUUCCCCAAGGAAACAUAGAAGGGGAUUUGAACAUUGGUAGCGAUGAAUUAAAAGGAGGCAAAUUCAACAUGCCCGCUGUAGACAUUUCUCUCCCAAACAUUAAGCUACCUGAAGAAGACGUGAAGCUAGAAUGCCCUGAACUUCCAAAUGUUGACUUUUCCCUCCCCAAAGCAAACGUGGAGGGCAACAUGGAGCUUGAGGGCAGUGGUGGAAGCGGAGUCAAGUUCAAGGUGCCAACUUUUAACAUCUCACUCCCAAAAGGGAAAACCAAGGAGGGAGAGGUUGACAUUGAAGGACCUGCAAUUAAAGGAGGAUCAAAAUUCAGCAUGCCUUCUUUAGAUGUGUCACUACCAAAGAUCCAAUCACAGGAAGGUCACAUCGACAUUGAAUGUCCUGAGUUUAAGGUUAAAUCACCAAAGGCAGAUUUAGACCUAAAAGGAAGUGGGAUUAAAGGAGGAACAAUAAACAUGCCUACAGUUGAUAUGUCUCUUCCAAAAGGAAAAGCAGAGGGUAAGAUAGAUAUUGAGGGACCCACAGGAAAAGGAGGAAGGUUUAAGAUGCCUACAUUUGAUGUAUCGCUACCAAAGAUGCCUGAAGGAAAUAUUGACUUUGAGGGACCCUCAGUUGAUAUCUCUCUUCCAAAGGGGAAUGUAGAGGGUGACAUAGAAACUAAAGGUAAAGGAGGACAUUUUCAUAUGCCUUCAAUUGAUGUUUCUCUCCCUAAAAUAAAAUCAAAGCGAGGUGACAUCAACAUCAAGGGACCAGAAAUGAAAGGUGGGGAAAUAAAAAUGCCAACUAUUGACAUCUCACCCCCUCAAGGAGCAUUAAAAGGCGAUAUCACUGUUGAGGGUGAAGGAAAAGGAGGCGAAUUCAGCCUGCCAUCUGUAGACAUUGCCCUUCCUGCAGUAAAACUCCCUGAAAGAGAUGUGAAUUUACAAGGGCCGAAAGUUAAGGGUUGGAAAUUUGAAAUGCCAAAAAUCGACUUCUCGCUUCCUAAAGGAAAAGCACAGGGAGAUAUUGAUAUUGACAUUCACUCUGGAAAAGAUGGGAAUAUUGAAAUACCAUCCUAUGAUAUUGGAAUUCCUAAAGGAAAAGUCAAAGGUCAUAAGCUUAAGGGAGGAAAGAUCAACAUGCCAGACAUUGACCUGUCCCUCCCCAAAGGAAAGGCUGACCUCAGCAUAGAGAGUUCUAAGGUAAAAGGAGGUAAAUUCAAAUUGCCAAACCUGCCAGAGGGCAAUGUCAAACUAGAAGGACCAGAGAUAAAAGGAAAAAUGGAAAUGCAGACUGUUGAUAGCUCACUUCCAAAAGGAAAAAUAGUGGGAGAUGUUGACAUGGGAGUAUAUGUGGGUAAAGAAGGCAAGUUUCACAUGCCUUCAGUCGAUAUCAAUCUUCCCAAAAUCAAAGCAAAGGGACUUGAUAUUGAUAUUCAAGGACCUGAACUCAAAGGUGACAUGUCACUCCCUAAAAUGAAGUGUCCAGAGGUAGAUAUCAGCCUUGAGGGUCCUGAUAUUAAAGGAGGAAAGUUCAACUUGCCAACUCUUGACAUUUCUCUCCCCGAAGGAAAACUUGAAGGUGACCUUGAUGUUGAGGGAUUUAAAAUGCCAAAAUUUGAUAUGUCUUUACCAAAAGUGAAUCUCCCAGAGGGUGAUGUUAAAUUAAAAGGCCUGGACAUCCAAGGUGGGAAGAUUGAAAUGCCAGACAUUUCAUUCCCCAAAGGAAAGUCAGGAGGAGAAAUUGAAAUUGAAGGACAUGCUGGAAAAGGGGGCAGGUUCCAUAUGCCCUCUGUUGAUAUCUCUCUUCCAAAAAUGAAAGCUAAGGGGCCAGAGCUAAAUAUAGAAGGUCCUGAAUUUAAGGGAGGAAAAAUCAACAUGCCAGACAUUGACCUGUCACUCCCCAAAGGAAAGGCUGACGCUGACCUCAAUAUUGAGGGUCCUGAAGUAAAAGGAGAGAAAUUCAAAAUGCCUAAAUUUGACGUUUCACUUCCAAAGAUGAACUUGCCAGAGGGCAAUGUGGAAAUGCCAACAGUUGAUAUUUCACUGCCAAAAGGAAAGGUAAAGGGAGAUGUUGACAUUGAGGGGCAUGUAGGUAAAGGAGGCAAGUUUCACAUGCCCUCAGUUGACAUGUCUCUUCCUAAAAUAAAAACAAAAGGAGUUGAUGUUGAUGUUGAUAUUGAAGGACCUGAACUUAAAGGUGACAUUUCUCUCCAGGGUCAUGAGGUGAAAGGGGGUAAAUUUAAAAUGCCAAAAUUUAAUGUUUCUUUACCAAAAGUGAGUCUCCCAGAGGGUGAUGUCAAAAUAAAAAGCCCAGAUAUCAAGGGAGGAAAAAUAAAUAUGCCCGACAUUGACCUGUCACUCCCCAAAGGAAAGGUGAAGGGAGAUGUUGACAUUGAGGGACAUGUAGGUAAAGGAAGCAAGUUUCACGUGCCCUCAGUUGACAUGUCUCUUCCUAAAAUAAAAACAAAAGGAGUUGAUGUUGAUAUUGAAGGACCCGAACUUAAAGGUGACAUUUCUCUCCCCAAAGGAAGAGUUGAGUGUGACCUCGAUGUUGAGGGUCCUGAGGUGAAGGGUGGUAAAUUUAAAAUGCCAAAAGUUAAUCUCCCAAAGGGCAAUGUCACACUAAAAGGCCUGGACAUGAAGGGAGGGAAGAUUGAAAUGCCAGACAUUGAUAUUUCACUCCCCAAAGGAAAGUCAGGAGGAGAAAUUGAAAUUGAAGGACAUGCUGGAAAAGGAGGCAGGUUCCAUAUGCCCUCUAUUGAUAUCUCUCUUCCGAAAAUGAAAAUGAAAGGACCAGAGAUAAAUAUUGAAGGCCCUGAAGUUAAAGGUGGAAAGCUAAACAUGCCAUCACUUGAUGUUUCUCUGCCCAAAAUAAAAUCUCCCAAUGUAGAUAUCAGUCUUGAGGGUCCUGAUGUUAAAGGAGGAAAGGUCAACAUCCCAACUGCUGACAUUUCACUUCCCAAAGGAAAAGUUGAGGGUGAGAUAAAUGUUGAAGGCCCUGAGAUGAAAGGAGGGAAAUUCAAAAUGCCGAAAUUUGAUGUUUCUCUACCAAAAGUGAGUCUCCCAAAUGUUGAUGCCAAUGUAGAAGGACCAGAUAUGAAAGGAAACAUUGAAAUGCCAACAGUUAAUAUUUCACUUCCAAAAGGAAAAGCCGAUGUGGAUAUUGACAUUGAUGGGCACGGUGGUAAAAGAGGCAAGUUUCACAUGCCCUCACUUGAUAUCUCUCUUCCUAAAAUCAAAGCAAAGGGACUUGAUGUUGAUAUUCAAGGACCUGAAAUCAAAGGUGACAUGUCACUCCCUAAAAUUAAGUGUCCAGAGGUAGAUAUCAGCCUUGAAGGUCCUGAUGUUAAAGGAGAAAUAUUGAACUUGCCAAUGGUUGACUUCUCACUUCCCAAAGGAAAACUUAAAGGUGACCUUGAUGUUGAGGGUCCUGAGAUAAAGGGGGGUAUAUUUAAAAUGCCCAAAUUUGAUAUGUCUUUACCAAAAGUGAAUCUCUCAGAAGGCGAUGUCAAUACAAAAGGCUUGGACAUGAAGGGAGGGAAGAUUGAGAUACCAGACAUUGAUAUUUCACUCCCCAAAGGAAAAGCAGGAGGAGAAAUUGAUAUUGAAGGACAUGCUGGAAAAGGGGGCAAGUUCCAUAUGCCCUCUGUUGAUAUCUCUCUUCCGAAAAUGAAAACAAAGGGAGUUGAUGUCAAUAUUGAAGGUCCUGAACUUAAGGGAGGAAAAAUCAACAUGCCAGACAUUGACCUGUCACUCCCCAAAGGAAAGGCUGACCUCAGUAUUGAGGGUCCUGAUGUAGAAGGAGACAAAUUCAAAAUGCCAAAAUUUGACGUUUCACUUCCGAAGAUGAAGAUGCCAGAAGGCAAUGUCAAAAUUGAAGGACCAGAGAUUGCAAUGCCAACUGUUGCCUCUUCAGGUCUGGUGGGAAAAGUGGAGGGAGAUAUUAAUAUUGAAGGGCCGUCUGGAAAGGGAACGUUUGAAGUGCCAAAGGUUGACCUAUCUGGUAAAAAAGGUGGUCGGCUCCACAUGCCAACUCUUAACAUAAAUCUCCCAAAAUUUGAACUUGACCUCAGCCUUCCCUCUGGUCAGAGAGACAAAAGCAUCAAAGUGGAUACCAGUGGUCCUGAAGCAUCAGGAGAUUUUAAGAAAUCUGGUCUCAAAGGAGAUAUUAAUCCAGCCAAGUUGAAAAUUAAGGGUGCAGACAUAGAAGGUCCAGGUGCAUCCCUCAAACUUCCCACUGUCAAACUACCGACAGUUGACAUUUCAGCUCCAAAGGUGGAUCUAGACUUUGGCCUCACCAAACCUAAAGGUGACGAUGUGGAAGUGGAGCUCCUGAAAGCAGAGGGAGGCAGGCCUUCUUCAGGGGGUAGCUUUGAUCUACCUGAUGUCUCCAUCAAAGUCCCAAGUUUCUCUCUUCCAAGGUUUGGUGGAAAGUCUAAGAGUGGUGAUAUGGCAAUAUCUGUCCCCAAGGGGGACAUUUCCCUCAGCUCAUCACAUGUGGAAGGAGAGAUAAGGGCACCAUCAGUCGAGUUUGAUGGGGAUGGAAAAGUCAAGGUGAAAAAAACUAAAAUCAAGAUGCCCUCAUUUGGUUUAUCCAAAAAGCACCCAGAAGUAUCCAUGUCUUGUCCUGAUGUGGAUGUUAAAGUAAAAAAGGGGAAAAUUGGCAUUUCUAAACCCGAAAUCAAUGUUGAGAGCCCAGACAAUAAAUCAAAAUACAAAGUGAAAUUCCCCAAGUUUAAAAUAUCAUCAUCAAAAAGUCAACUCCCAGAGGGAGAGGUUGAUGCUAAACUGGAGGCAGGUGUGGAAGGGAAAGGUGGCUUCCAUGCACCUGACGUCACUAUCAAACUACCAAAGUUCUCCAUGCCAGGAUUUGGCUCCAAAGAAAAAGAUGUAGGUAAGCCUAGUUGUUACGUUGAGUCUAAGGCCAAGGUUAAGAUGCCCUCUGUCGAGCUGUCACUACCAGCAGCUAAAACCCCAGAGACUGAGGUUCUUCUACCCAAAGCAGAGGUUGAUGUCUCAGAGGCUGAUAUCAGAGGUUAUGAGGGAAAGCUCAAAAUUCCGAAAAUGCCAACGAUUGACGUUUCCAUUCCCAAAAUAGACCUGGAUGUGUCCUUGCCAAGAGCAAAGCAUGAUGGAAAAGGAGGCAAAUUCAAGUUGCCAGACAUCAAGAUGCCUGACAUUGACUUGUCCCUUCCUAAAGGAAAAACAGCUGACAUUAAAGGAGAUCACAUUGGAGUUGAUACAGAGGGAGGUACAUUUAAAAUGCCUCACAUCUGUAUGCCUGAUGUAGAUAUAUCCCUACCAAAAGGAAGGUCCCCACAGAUAGAAGGACCAGAAGUGGAACUAAAAGGAGGAGAAGGAAAAUUCAAAAUGCCUCACAUAACAAUGCCAUCAAUGGAUGUAUCCCUUCCCAAGGGGAAAUUUGGAGAUCUUCAUUCACCAGACAUUGAAAUAGAUGGUGACGGAGGUGGCAGAUUUAAGAUGCCUUAUCUCAAAAUGCCCAAUGUUGACAUAACUUUGCCGAAAGCAAAAGCUGGGAAAGGAAAGAUUGAAGGUCCAGAUGUUGAUAUAGAGGGAAGUACCGGAGGAAAAUUCAAAAUGCCUCAUAUGAAAAUGCCCAACUUCGACAUCUCUCUGCCCAAAGGAAAGAUUGAAGGUCCAGACGUUGAAAUGGAGGGAACCAAAGAAGGAAGGUUUAAAAUGCCUCAUAUGAAAAUGCCAAAUGUCGACUUCUCUCUGCCCAAAGGAAAGAUCGAAGAUCCAGACAUUGAAAUGGAAGGAGGUAAUGGAGGAAAAUUCAAAAUGCCUCACAUGAAAAUGCCCAACAUCGACCUCUCUCUGCCCAAAGGAAAGAUUGAGGGUCCAGAGAUGGAGAUCAAAGGGGAAGGUGGAAAAUUCAAGAUGCCACAUCUCAGCAUGCCCUCUGUUGAUAUUUCACUUCCCAAAGGAAAGAUCGAAGGUCCAGAUGUUGAAAUGGAGGGAGGCACAGGAGGAAAAUUCAAAAUGCCUCACAUGAAAAUGCCCAACAUCGACCUCUCUCUGCCCAAAGGAAAGAUUGAGGGUCCAGAGAUGGAGAUCAAAGGGGAAGGUGGAAAAUUCAAGAUGCCACAUCUCAGCAUGCCCUCUGUUGAUAUUUCACUUCCCAAAGGAAAGAUCGAAGGUCCAGAUGUUGAAAUGGAGGGAGGCACAGGAGGAAAAUUCAAAAUGCCUCACAUGAAAAUGCCCAACAUCGACCUCUCUCUGCCCAAAGGAAAGAUUGAGGGUCCAGAGAUAGAGAUCAAAGGGGAAGGUGGAAAAUUCAAGAUGCCACAUCUCAGCAUGCCCUCUGUUGAUAUUUCACUUCCCAAAGGAAAGAUAGAAGGUCCAGAUGUUGAAAUGGAGGGAGGCACAGGAGGAAAAUUCAAAAUGCCUCACAUGAAAAUGCCCAACAUCGACCUCUCUCUGCCCAAAGGAAAGAUUGAGGGUCCAGAGAUGGAGAUCAAAGGGGAAGGUGGAAAAUUCAAGAUGCCACAUCUCAGCAUGCCCUCUGUUGAUAUUUCACUUCCCAAAGGAAAGAUCGAAGGUCCAGAUGUUGAAAUGGAGGGAGGCACAGGAGGAAAAUUCAAAAUGCCUCACAUGAAAAUGCCCAACAUCGACCUCUCUCUGCCCAAAGGAAAGAUUGAGGGUCCAGAGAUGGAGAUCAAAGGGGAAGGUGGAAAAUUCAAGAUGCCACAUCUCAGCAUGCCCUCUGUUGAUAUUUCACUUCCCAAAGGAAAGAUCGAAGGUCCAGAUGUUGAAAUGGAGGGAGGCACAGGAGGAAAAUUCAAAAUGCCUCACAUGAAAAUGCCCAACAUCGACCUCUCUCUGCCCAAAGGAAAGAUUGAGGGUCCAGAGAUGGAGAUCAAAGGGGAAGGUGGAAAAUUCAAGAUGCCACAUCUCAGCAUGCCCUCUGUUGAUAUUUCACUUCCCAAAGGAAAGAUCGAAGGUCCAGAUGUUGAAAUGGAGGGAGGCACAGGAGGAAAAUUCAAAAUGCCUCACAUGAAAAUGCCCAACAUCGACCUCUCUCUGCCCAAAGGAAAGAUUGAGGGUCCAGAGAUGGAGAUCAAAGGGGAAGGUGGAAAAUUCAAGAUGCCACAUCUCAGCAUGCCCUCUGUUGAUAUUUCACUUCCCAAAGGAAAGAUCGAAGGUCCAGAUGUUGAAAUGGAGGGAGGCACAGGAGGAAAAUUCAAAAUGCCUCAUAUGAAAAUGCCCAACUUCGACAUCUCUCUGCCCAAAGGAAAGAUUGAAGGUCCAGACGUUGAAAUGGAGGGAACCAAAGAAGGAAGGUUUAAAAUGCCUCAUAUGAAAAUGCCAAAUGUCGACUUCUCUCUGCCCAAAGGAAAGAUCGAAGAUCCAGACAUUGAAAUGGAAGGAGGUAAUGGAGGAAAAUUCAAAAUGCCUCACAUGAAAAUGCCCAACAUCGACCUCUCUCUGCCCAAAGGAAAGAUUGAGGGUCCAGAGAUGGAGAUCAAAGGGGAAGGUGGAAAAUUCAAGAUGCCACAUCUCAGCAUGCCCUCUGUUGAUAUUUCACUUCCCAAAGGAAAGAUCGAAGGUCCAGAUGUUGAAAUGGAGGGAGGCACAGGAGGAAAAUUCAAAAUGCCUUACAUGAAAAUGCCCAACAUCGACCUCUCUCUGCCCAAAGGAAAGAUUGAGGGUCCAGAGAUGGAGAUCAAAGGGGAAGGUGGAAAAUUCAAGAUGCCACAUCUCAGCAUGCCCUCUGUUGAUAUUUCACUUCCCAAAGGAAAGAUCGAAGGUCCAGAUGUUGAAAUGGAGGGAGGCACAGGAGGAAAAUUCAAAAUGCCUCACAUGAAAAUGCCCAACAUCGACAUCUCUCUGCCCAAAGGAAAGAUUGAACGUCCAGACGUUGAAAUGGAGGGAGGCACAGGAGGAAAAUUCAAAAUGCCUCACAUGAAAAUGCCCAACAUCGACAUCUCUCUGCCCAAAGGAAAGAUUGAAGGUCCAGACGUUGAAAUGGAGGGAACCAAAGAAGGAAAGUUCAAAAUGCCUCAUAUGAAAAUGCCAAAUGUCGACUUCUCUCUGCCCAAAGGAAAGAUCGAAGGUCCAGACGUUGAAAUGGAAGGAGGUAAUGGAGGAAAGAUCAAAAUGCCUCAUGUGAAAAUGCCAGAUGUUGACAUCUCUCUGCCCAAAGGAAGCAUUAAAGGUCCAGAUGUUGAAAUUGAGGGAGGCACAGGAGGAAAAUUCAAAAUGCCUCACAUGAAAAUGCCCAACAUCGACAUCUCACUGCCCAAAGGAAAGAUUGAAGGUCCAGAGAUGGAGAUCAAAGGAGAAGGUGGAAAAUUCAAGAUGCCACAUCUCAGCAUGCCCUCUGUUGAUAUUUCACUUCCCAAAGGAAAGAUCGAAGGUCCAGAUGUUGAUAUAGAGGGAAGUACCGGAGGAAAAUUCAAAAUGCCUCAUAUUAAAAUGCCCAACUUCGACAUCUCUCUGCCUAAAGGUAAGAUCGAAGGUCCAGACGUUGAAAUGGAGGGAGGCACAGGAGGAAAAUUCAAAAUGCCUCACAUGAAAAUUCCCAACGUCGACAUCUCUCUGCCCAAAGGAAAGUUUGAAGGACCAACCGUUGAAAUGGAGGGAGGCACAGGAGGAAAAUUCCAAAUGCCUCAUAUGAAAAUGCCAGAUGUCGACAUCUCUCUGCCCAAAGGAAAGAUUGAAGGUCCUGAGAUGGAGAUUAAAGGAGAAGGUGGAAAAUUCAAGAUGCCACAUCUCUGCAAGCCCUCUGUUGAUAUUUCACCUCCUAAAGGAAAGAUCAAAGGUCCAGAUGUUGAAAUGGAGGGAGGUACAGGAGGAAAAUUCAAACUGCCUCAUAUGAAAAUGCCCAACAUGGACAUCUCUCUGCCCAAAGGAAAGAUGGAAGGUCCCACCGUUGAAAUGGAGGGAGGUACGGGAAGAAAUUUCAAAAUGCCUCAUAUGAAAAUGCCAGAUAUUGACAUCUCUCUGCCAAAAGGAAAGAUUGAAGGUCCAACUGUUGAAAUGGAGGGAGGCACCGGAGGAAAGUUCAAAAUGUCUCACAUGAAAAUGCCCGGCAUCGACAUCUCACUGCCCAAAGGAAAGAUUGAGGGUCCAGAGAUGGAGAUCAAAGGAGAAGGUGGAACAUUUAAGAUGCCACAUCUUAGCAUGCCCUCUGUGGAUAUUUUACUCCCCAGAGGAAAGAUUGAAGGUCCAGAUGUUAAAAUGGAGGGAGGUACUGAGGGAAAGAUCAAAAUGCCUCAUUGGAAAAUGCCAGAUUUUGACAUCUCUAUGCCUAAAGGAAAACUUGAAGGCCCAGAGGUUGAAUUAGAGGGAGGUGCAGGAGGAAAAUUCAAAAUGGGUCCAGAGGUAGAGCUUAAGGGAGAGGGGGGACAGUUCAAGAUGCCAAAUGUGGGCAUAUCUAUCCCUAAAGGAAAAACAAAUAUUGGCAUACCACAAGAGAAAGUGCAGUCAGAGGGAGGAACCAUCAAGCUGCCACAUAUCAAGAUGCCAAAAGUUGAUAUUUCCCUUCCUAAAGGUAAAAGUAAAGAUAUUAAAGCAUUGAAGGAUAUAUCCAGUGAAGCCGAGAUCAACUUACCAACAGGAGGGAAAAUUAAAGUGCCACAAGUCACAUCACCAGAUUUGGACAUUGAUGUGACACUUAGUAAACCUAAACAAGACUCAGAAGCUCAUGGGGAAGCUGACUUGCAUGUUGAGGGGGAGCACAAAGGUCUGAAACUCAAUAUGCCUACAAUAGACAUCAAAUGUCCAAAAGGAGACCUGGAGCUUGAUAUAGGACUUCAUAGAGGAGAAGGAAAGAAGGACGGGAAAAAAAUAGAACUUCCUGAUUUGGAUCUCAACACAGCAGGAAGUAGCAGCAAAGUAAAGGGGCCUAAAGUCAAAGGAACAAAAUUCAAGAUUGGAAUGCCCAAAAAGAAAACUGGUAGAGAUGUAACGGCAGAAGCAAAAAUAUGCAAGAAUUGUGGUGAAGAGGAGUUAGGUGGUCAGGUCAAACACAGCUGCAAAGGUAAAGAAAGAUUUAAGUAUGAAGUUGAAGUUGAAACCCACAACGGACAUAAAAAGAACAAAGAUCGUAUUAACAUCCCAGUGACAGAGGUUACAUUACCAAGUGUUAGUCUGACAACCAAACCAGGCUCAGCUGAUUUGGGAAUAGGGGGAGAGAGUGGCCUUUCGUCAUCAAGACCAGAAAUCAGAGUGCCCAGGAUUCCAGACAUAGAGUUUGAUAUUGGUACAUCACAGGAUGAAAGUGAGGACAAAACAGAAAAAGACAAGAAAGUUAAAAUCCCUAAAUUUGGUGUCCCGUUACCCUCCAUCUCCUCCCCUGAAGGAAGAAUUAAUAUGUAUAGGCCAGAAAUUCAGUAUGAGGGCCCUAAAUUGCCAAAAGUAAAGAAAGCUGUAUUUGUUUUGGUAAAUCCUCCUCAAACAGGUGAGCCCACUGCAUGCACAGGCCGCCUAGAAGAGGAGAAAACACCUCAGGCUGAAAGAGAGGGUGUGAAGAUGCCCAAAAUCAUAAUGAAGCCAAGCUUUGGGAAGUCCAAAGAUAAAUCCGCUGCUGCGUCAUUUUCUCCUGGCAAAUCAGGGUCGUUUGAUGUCAAUCUAAAGGGCGAAGGUUCAUGUUCAAGUCUCAACGGUGAAAAGAAUGCAAGUUCUAAAAAGAGCUGCAUGGACGAUAAAGGGACAUUCAGUGGCAAAAUCAAACUUCCAAAGGUAGAGUUAACCUCUCCAUAUGGCAAGAUGGUUGCAGAGGGGGAGGACACCAAAAUGGAUAUGAAACUGGGAAAGGAUUAUUCACAAGGAGAAGUGGAGGAAGACACUAAAGGGCUUAAAGUAAAAUCAGGCAAGGUGGCCUUUGCUGGUUUUAGUGAGGAGCUCUCGAAGGAUGUGGUGUCAUCUCAUGCCAGAACAGAUAUGCUGGACAGGGACAGCUCGGAGUCCCCUGCUAGCUUUACCAUGGAGUUCAGCUCUGCAAAGGUCCAGGCUUGGAGCGAGGUUGAGAGCCAAAGCAGGGAGUCUGAAGAAAGGGAGUCUUCGACCUGGUUCAAGGUCCCUAAGUUCAGCCUGAAGCCACACUCCACAGGCUUCCUCCAGAUAACCCCAGAGGGUUCUCCUCAAGCCCAGCGGAAAGGGGAGGUUGGGGGUGAGGCCGACGUCUCUGGGUCUUUCUGCCUCCACACCUCAGGGCUCGACUUUAGCACGCAGGAAAUGUCCGAAGAGCACCAAGUCUCCUCCACCGAGGAGGGAACUGUCACCAAGGUGACCAAGACCACCAGAAUCACCCAGCACAUGGUUACCGCUGAAACGCGAACAGGUGAAUCUUCAGCAACCACAACAACAACUCACCAGUUGACGAACUUUAACCACUGAGGAUGCUGUAAUGAUAUCUUAAAUGUCUUUUAAUUUUUUUGUUUUCUUUGGUGAGGUUGCAGUGUUCUUGUAUGCUCAGCCUGCAACAUGGCGAACCUCGAUUAAGUAAAAGUCUUUUAUUUUUAUUGAGAGAUAUGAAUGUGAUGAAAAACAACAACAUUUCAUCAAUCGGCAUCAUCGUCAUUAUCAAAGCAUCAGAGUAAUAUAUGCUUCCUUUUUUCUCAUUUUAAAUGUGACUAUUUUUUGUUACUGUUCUUUGAGUUUUGUUAGUUUAGUCCUAGUUAUUUAUCAGAUUUUGUUUGGUUUGAAAGUUUUCACUCUGAAUGUAAACACGUUACAUUGCUUGAUUAUUUAUUGUUGUUUGUGUGUUCAGAAAUACGAUGGAAUGAGUCAUUUACUCACUUCAGUAUCAUGGAUUUGACCAUGAUUGGUUCAGAAUAAUUAAUUUUGAACCACUACAGUACAGGCCAGAGUAAUAUUCAUGUAAAUACAACUAUAUCAUUGCUUUUUCGAAGCAGUAUCCCUUCGAUCAGAAAUGUAAUUAUUUUCAUAUUCACCAGUAAGGAGUAUAAAUGAUAUUUUUUGACCUAAUAACCUAUUUUGUUUGUCUUGAAGGAAAAGUGUGAGCUUUUUGAGAUUAUAGGCUAUUCUCAUUUGCUGCCAUAGUUUCAUAUUUUAUGCAUUUAGCUGGUGCUGUUACCUAGAGACAGUCACAGUGCGUGAGAAGGACACUCUGGACUCUUUUUCUGCUGUGGGGAUCCAACCUGUGACCUUCUGGUUGCAGGUUCGAACAUUUACUGUAGGCCACCCUGCUGCUAAUCUAUUUUAUAUUUGGUUUUUACUGUACACUGCCAGAAAAAAGACACCACUGUAUAUGUUGUGCAUCAAGGCUUUGGCUUCAAGAUACACCUCCUGACUGAUGCAGAUUCUUUGAAACUCAGCUCUGUACUUUGUUGAGUUUCAGAACUCUCAGCGAGCUGGAAAGAACAUUUGGGGGUUUGGGUUUAAACUAAAUCAAUGAGAGGAGUUUUAAAGGUAAAACUGUAAAAACUUUUUUCUCUUGACACUUAUAAAAUAGCCCUUUAAAAAUUAUGUUACUGUCAGGCUGCUACAAUGACAGACUGGCUAAGGAGUGGCGAGCCUUGAUGUUGUACAAAAGUAAUCACGUAACAAAAUAUGUCCUCUACAGACCGAAGGGAGGGGACUAAGAAUCAUAAGGCACGUCUUUAAUAAUCUGACAUUCUUCUGUUUAUUAUAUGGAUGUUAUUGAAGAUAUAACAGAAAACACAUUGGAUACUAAAAUGUUAGAUUAAUAAAAGUAUUUUUCGUAAGUGCCUUUACCCCUUAUUGUUCAAAAAGCAUGUCCUCCAUUAGAAGUAUAAACUGCUUUGAAAUGGAGGGGAAAGCCUUGUGCUGUCUUUUUAGAUAUUUUUAUUUAUUGUCUAUAGAUUGAGACAUUUAAGUUUUAAGUUUCAUUCCCAAAUGCAGCACCUACCAUUUGAGAGACAGCUACUGUAGUGAUACUGGCAUAACAUUUAAACUUAUUUUUGAUUGUAUACACCAUUCAGAGCCAUUUACUUACAUGAUAACAGUUUCAAAAAAUACAAAAUAAUGAGCUACUUUUCGAGUGGAUGUAAAGCAUUUAAGAAUGGAAACUUUUUUACUUAACUUGGUUUACUUUACUUGGUUGGUAGAUGGAAUGAAAUUGUGUGAUAAAAUGCAUGAAUAAAUCCUGAUACAUCCACUCCCACACUUCUUUUCAUUAACAAUUUUUAACACUGAGAAAUAGAUAAUAGAUAUUUUUAAAAA
Molecule: messenger RNA, 16148 nt
Organism: Cottoperca gobio
Lineage: Eukaryota; Metazoa; Chordata; Actinopteri; Perciformes; Bovichtidae
Gene: prx
Product: periaxin
Exons: 10
Coding region: 462-14339 (4625 amino acids)
Biological process (GO): regulation of RNA splicing; peripheral nervous system myelin maintenance
Cellular component (GO): cytoplasm; nucleus
Molecular function (GO): protein binding
Source: RefSeq, a predicted model, not a curated record